Molecule: messenger RNA, 338 nt
Organism: Meloidogyne enterolobii
Lineage: Eukaryota; Metazoa; Nematoda; Chromadorea; Rhabditida; Meloidogynidae
Source: the annotation of a GenBank genome assembly
UUCAAGCAAAAUAUUAUGCUCUAGCUUUAGCAUUAAAGCAGAUAGUAAUGAAAGAAAAUGAAAAAGAGGAGGAAAAUAUUUACGAAAAUCUACACAGUAUUAAAUUAAACAUUUCUGAAGAGGAUAUGAGCAAAAUUAGUUUAAUUGAAAAUAAUUUUGUUUUGAUUGAGAAUUCUUUGAAGGAUUUGUCCGGGGAUUCUAAAUUAUUUGAGGAAUGCAAUGGAAUGAUUUUACUAAAGCUUGGGUAUGACAAAAACGAGUUUGUUUCACAGCUUGUAGAGGAAAUGAGCAAAAUUAUGUGGAAUUUGGAUUUUAAAUGUAUGUUGUUUUUUAUUUGA